AUGGCUGGGACACACCUUACAUUUCUUGUCUUUCUUUCUUGGCUUACUGUGUGCAUCAUUACGACAAAUGCGUACCAAACCAAUUCCAGUGUGGUAGACGUUAAAGUCAUGUGCAUGGAAAGGGAGAAACAAGCACUUCUUAAGUUGAAAGAUGACCUCGUGGAUGAGAACGAUCAGCUUUCUUCAUGGGGGACUGGUGAUGAUUGCUGCAAUUGGACAGGAGUUCGGUGCAACAACAGAACCGGUCAUGUUUAUGCACUUCAGCUUAAUCAUCAGGAAAUAUUCCAGUUUUAUGAUUCUGUCGGGGAAAUAAACUAUUCCAUGCAAUUCAAAGGCGAUAUAAGCUCUCCCUUGCUUGAGCUGAAACACUUGGCAUACUUGGAUAUGAGUGAGGUUAGAGCAACCUCCAUCCCCCAAUUCAUUGGUUCUUUAAAACACUUGAUGCAUCUCAAUAUGUCCUUUUGUGAUCUUAGCGGAACUAUACCUCAUCAGCUAGGGAAUCUUACCAGGUUGGUUUUUCUAGAUCUCAGCUACAAUAAUUUUCACAAAGUUGAAAGUCUUAGCUGGCUUUCUCGUCUUCCUGCUUUGAAACAUCUUGAUUUGAGCUCCACAAACCUGAGUGGAACUACAGAUUUGUUUCAAGCAAUCAAUAGCCUCCCUUCUUUGCACAACUUGUAUUUGAGUGGUUGUGGGCUCUCUUCGGUGAUUUCUCCACCAUUAUUUCAUUCCAAUUAUUCCCCUGCAUCACUUUCAGACAUUGAUCUUUCUUCCAACAGCCUUACAUCUUCAAUCUUCCCCUGGUUGCUUAACUUCAACAAUAGCCUUGUUCAUCUCAAACUUCGUUAUAAUGAAUUUCUAGGAAAAAUCCCAAAAGCUUUGGGGGCCAUGAUUAAUCUUGAAAGUCUUGAUCUUUCUUUGAAUCAAUUUGAAGAUUAUCUGGCAAAAUUCCAUCUUGGAUUGGAGAAAAUCUUUCGAGUUUGCCUUGAUGGAACCAUACCACAGGUCCUUUGCCAUCUAGCUCAUGUUCAAAUAUUGGAUCUCUCCCACGAUAAUAUAUCUGAUGAUAUACCGCAUUGCUUCAGCAAUUUCUCUGCCAUGUCAAAGAAUGAGAGCACUCACGAAUCCAUUUUUCAUUUCAACAACAAGCGUACUCCAGCUUAUGUUUUUUCCGAAUAUGUUGAUAGUGUUAGAGUUGUAUUGAAAGGAAUGGAGCUCGAAUAUGGAAAAACUCUCGAACAAUUGAAGAGCAUGGAUCUUUCAAGCAAUAACUUAAGUGGAGAAAUUCCUGAUGGGAUAGCGAAACUUGAGGGCUUGCUUUCGCUAAAUUUAUCAAAUAAUCGAUUGACCGGGAUCAUUCCUCCCAGGAUAGGCCUCAUGAGAUCAUUAGAAUCUCUUGAUUUGUCUACAAAUCAACUUUCUGGUGGACUUCCUGACGGCCUUCGCGAUAUGAAUUUUCUCAGUCGCCUGAAUGUCUCGUAUAACAACUUGUCAGGAAAAAUUCCAUUAAGCACUCAACUCCAGAGCUUUGACAAUACUUCAUUCUUGGAAAAUCCAGAACUUUGUGGGAAACCUCUUUCAAACGAGUGUGCAGCAGAACAAGCUCAUGAUCCAUCAAUCAGUCAAGGCAGCAAAGAUGUUGACAUCCAAGAUGAGGAUGGAUUUAUAAGCAGAGGAUUCUAUCUGAGCAUGGGGAUUGGAUUUGCCACUGGAUUUUGGGCCGUUUGCGGCACUUUAUUGCUCUACAGGCCAUGGAGGCAUGCCUUCUUCCGUCUCAUGAACCACAUUGAAGAUUGGCUUAACGUGACGAAAGUGCUAAUCAUAGCUAGAUUGCAAAGGAGGCUUCGUAACUAG
This is a messenger RNA of Populus nigra (black poplar), 1851 nucleotides long. Its product is annotated as receptor-like protein EIX1. The record is from RefSeq and is a predicted model, not a curated record. Gene Ontology annotation, molecular function: protein binding. The coding region runs from base 1 to 1851 and encodes 616 amino acids. NCBI's taxonomy places the organism in Eukaryota, Viridiplantae, Streptophyta, Magnoliopsida, Malpighiales, Salicaceae. The transcript is spliced from 2 exons.